AGCCAGAGGCCACUAUUCCCAACUAACCGUCUCUAGUAAAAUUACUCAAUUCGUUAUUUUCGAUGACUUUGGGGUAGCAAAGUGAAUAAAAUAAUCGAAGUUAGGUACAAUCCCAUAUUUAAUUUACUGCAAGUUUUGAACAAUUGGUUGGCCUCAUUUCCCCCCAAUCCCCACUUUUUUCCUUUCUAAAAAUAGGCAAUCCCCCCCCUAAAAUGGAAGAACCGGACCGGAUUCAGUCAACGAGUCUUAUCGCAGCGGAGUCGGAAACGGCGCCGGCGGUGGUGCGCGAGGAGGAGGUGGUGGUGGACGACGACGAUCGACGGCCUCCCCAACCGUUUCCAUACCACACCACCGGCACCGGCUUAGAUGACGCUUUCCCGCCGCAUUUUCAGGCAGGAAACUAUGAGGAGACGGCAUCGUUCACGGAGGACACCUGGUCGUGCCUUGUCGUUGUUAUCACCUUCUGGUUCUUCGUGUCUCUGACGUUGAUAUUGGGGGUUUAUGGGACAUCAAAUCUGGAGCUUGGACCAAAUGCAUCUGUUCUGAUAAAACCUAAUUCAUUGUUUGUGAAGCAUAUGAUGGUGGAGGAGAUAGAUAUUGUAAAAGAUGGACCGCUGCUGUACGGGCUUCAUAAAAUUCCUCCCCUUGAUGUUGCCGCUGCUUGGUCUGAAGCUUAUAGAACCUCUCUUCUAGCAAACACUCACAAGGACUGGACAUUUUAUUUCAAUGCUGGAUCACAAAUAAGUAUUUCAUAUAAUGUGAAAUCACUAAGUUCAUCUUCUUUAGUCCUGGUAAUUGCCCAAGGAACUCAAGGUUUAGCUCGGUGGCUUGAAGACCCAUAUUACCCAAAUGCUGCCUACUCUUGGAGCUUGAUUCAUGGAAAUGGCUCUAUUUGGCUGGAUAUACCCAAGUCCUCUAGUUACCAUGUUGCAGUGGGUAACUUGAACUCCGAAAUGGUAGAGGCUCACUUGAAAAUCAACAUUCGUGCUAUGCUCUAUAAUACUAAUGAAGCAUACUACAAAUGUAGAACCACACAGGCUCAAUGUGGAUUGAAACUGAAUUUCCCCGGUGAAAAUGUUGCUCUUCUGCAAUCUCCUAGUAAGAGGCCAGAUACAGCUAAUAGCGUGUGGACUGUUAAAAUUUCCUAUGGACCUAGAUGGAUCACAUACCUUCUUGGCAUAGGUGGAACAAGCUGUCUGGUGUUACUGGUCCACCGCUUCCUAGUCAAUCUGCAGCAGAGUCGUGAAGACAGUAGUAGAUCUGAAUUAGGAGAUACGAGGUCCGAACGAUUCCCUAUGCUUUCACACAAGCACGAUGACAGCUCGAGUUUGGGUUCCUCUUACUGCUCUCAAGAUGAUGAAAAGUUUGAGGACGCGACCACAAGCAUCAACACAAGUGAUGGGAAGACAGUGAAAGAGAGCGAUGCGCCUCAUCUCUGUGCCAUUUGCUUUGAUGCACCAAGGGACUGUUUCUUCAUCCCAUGUGGUCACUGCUUGUCCUGUUUUGAAUGUGGAACAAGGAUAGCUGAGGCUGCAGGGACUUGCCCCGUAUGUCGCAGGCGCAUGAAGAAGGUGAAGAAGAUAUAUACAGUUUAGUCUGAGACUCCCUUUUUUAGACUUGCCACUUUGGAUCAUGGUGUAAAUAUAUAUAUAGUACUCUGUUUGUAUCAUUGCAUACUUGGCACUGUGGUAUAUGCUCACUAAUGUCCACUGAUAGCCUUUUCUUAUCAUAAGGUAAGUACGUUUUCGUUUUGGAUUUCGUUCUACGUGUUUUUUUAAGAAUCAAAAUAACAUGGCACAAUAAUGAUUGAAAUUGUUU
Molecule: messenger RNA, 1818 nt
Organism: Cuscuta campestris
Lineage: Eukaryota; Viridiplantae; Streptophyta; Magnoliopsida; Solanales; Convolvulaceae
Source: the annotation of a GenBank genome assembly